This is a messenger RNA of Wyeomyia smithii (pitcher-plant mosquito), 2565 nucleotides long. RefSeq names its product prolyl 4-hydroxylase subunit alpha-1-like. Lineage: Eukaryota; Metazoa; Arthropoda; Insecta; Diptera; Culicidae. The record is from RefSeq and is a predicted model, not a curated record. Gene Ontology annotation, molecular function: L-ascorbic acid binding; procollagen-proline 4-dioxygenase activity; iron ion binding. Bases 450 to 2135 code for a protein of 561 amino acids. Gene Ontology annotation, cellular component: endoplasmic reticulum. Gene Ontology annotation, biological process: peptidyl-proline hydroxylation to 4-hydroxy-L-proline. The transcript has 7 exons.
ACUAGUCGUCUUCCAAGUCGGUUCACUGUCAGUGUCGCAGCAUUCUCGUGUACCGAUGGAGUUGCAUCUCCAUUCAUAAACUGUUCAGCACCAGUCGGACAGGCGACAUGCAUUAUCGAUCUGUAGCUUGACGUCUCGCUUGCGCACAUCUGUAUCUAUUGCCGCUGGUUAAGAUAGCACACGGGCGCUGUAACAUAAACAAAUCAGUGUGUUAAUCAAAAUCUUCGCUCUCAAAUUGUGCAAAGUUCUACGAAAGAAAUCAAAUACAAACAGGAAGUUACCAGCGAUAGAUGCUAUCGCCGAAAAUUUGGAAUGAGUGAUUGCUGGAAGCUGUACGUGAUAUUCUGAAUCUUCUAUUAGAAAGAAAAUUUGAGUGUGAUCAGAAGAAUAUUUUCGGUCGGGAAGCGUAGUGCAGUGCUUGUUUUCUUCAUCAUCAGUUUUUUUGGAGGAUGCAACUAUUCACUACGAUGAAUCUCAGCAAAGCACACAUGAGGUCAGGAGCCCUUUGGACAACGCUACUUCUAGCUCUGGCUGCCUGCUUCCACAUGGCCCGUUCUGAGCUGUUCACGGCACUGGCAGAUAUGGAAGAGCUGAUGGAAACAGAGGUCGUGUUGAUCACCAAUCUAGAAAAGUACAUCCGCGUGCAGGAGGAAAAACUAGAGCGAUUACGGCGGAAAAGUUUAGAAUACCAACGUGAGCACGCAGAAGCCGCGAAAGAUAUCAGUGCAUAUCUUUCCAACCCGGUUAACGCGUUCUUGCUGCUCAAACGACUCACAACCGAUUGGCGUGAAGUGGAAAGUCUGAUGUCCUACGAUGUAGGAGCAGAUUUUUUGGAGAAUGUUACCAACUACAGGGACGUACUGAAGUUUCCCUCCGACGAAGAUCUAAACGGGGCAGCUGUGGCUCUAAUGCGGCUACAGGACACAUAUAAAUUAAACACAGCUUCGGUGGCUCGGGGUGAACUGAACGGUGUACAGUACAGUACCGAAAUGUCAGCCGGCGAUUGCUUUGAGCUUGGACGGCAAAUGUAUCUGAAUGGAGAUUAUUACCACACCAUGCUGUGGAUGCGAGAGGCGAUGGAUCGGCUCUCGCACGAGGUUAACCGCACAACGACGAAGGCUGACGUAUUGGAGUAUCUGGCAUUUUCCACGUUCAAAGAAGGAAACAUGCAAACCGCACUGGUGAUGACCAAUGAACUGCUGGAGCUGGUCCCAAACCAUGAGAGAGCCAUUGGAAAUAAAGCUUACUACGAGAAGGAAUUGGAAAAAGAAGCUACCCAGAAAGCGCUCCGCGGCGACGAUGGUAGUGAGAAUGUUCCGGUGGAUACCACCACUCAAAUUCGUACUGAUAUGGGCCCGAAUGCGUAUGACACAUCGGAACGCAAACUGUACGAGCAGUUGUGCCGAGGAGAAGCCAACCGAACUAUUGAGUAUCUAUCAAAGCUGUCCUGUAGAUAUGUUACCAAUGAAUCAGCUUUCCUCAAGUUGGCUCCACUGAAACUAGAAGAAGCUCACCUGAAACCGUAUAUCGUUAUCUACCAUGACGUCAUGUCUGACAAGGAAAUUGAAGUUAUAAAAAGAUUAGCCAAACCGCGAUUCCGCCGGGCGACAGUACAGAACUAUAAAACGGGCGAGCUGGAAGUUGCCAACUAUCGGAUCAGCAAGUCGGCUUGGUUGAAGGAUGAGGAACAUCCGUAUAUUAAGUCCAUUGGACAACGGGUAGAGGAUAUGACGGGCCUCUCUCAGACGACAGCCGAAGAGCUGCAGGUUGUCAACUAUGGCAUUGGUGGCCACUACGAGCCGCACUUUGACUUCGCCCGGAGGGAGGAAAAGAAUGCUUUCAAAAGCCUCGGAACGGGAAACCGCAUCGCAACUGUGCUCUUCUAUAUGAGUGACGUUGCACAAGGUGGUGCAACCGUGUUUCCCAGCAUUCGGACGGCGCUAUGGCCGAAGAAGGGGACCGCCGCCUUCUGGUAUAAUCUGCACGCGUCCGGAAAUGGUGACUAUGCAACGCGCCAUGCUGCCUGUCCCGUACUUACUGGCACCAAGUGGGUGUCUAACAAAUGGAUCCAUGAACGUGGCCAGGAAUUCCGUAGGCCGUGCGAACUGCAACCCGAUCACCCGGAAGAGUUCUGACAGCGGAUAGUGUACGAGGAUGAACUGGACGAACUGGACCUGGAGUGAUUAUUGUAUCGUGAAUCUAGAAAAGUUGCCAUAUACCCAAGCACUUCUCAUCUCUGGUACCAUCAUCGAUGAUUAUUCCAUUUAGGAAUGGAAAUGUCCUGACACACACAUAGCCAGUGAAAUGCUGCUUGUUAGGAUAACCAAUUGAACACCAAAUUUUUGCAUUUCUCGUUAGGUUCGACUUGCUCUCUUUUAAUUUAGAUUUCUAGCUAGUAGGAGCUUUAUUUAGUCAACGAAUCUCCGCGCAAAAAUGUUCAUUUAAGUUUUUUAUUUUAUUUUCAAAUGCAUUUCAAACUGUGGCAAUAUCUGUUAGUGGUUCUGCCAACUUACUCAAGCGAAGUCUUCAUGAGAUAGAAUGUAAAUAAAGAUUUCUAACUAAAAC